Cyphomyrmex costatus is the source of this 2687-nucleotide messenger RNA. RefSeq names its product SR-related CTD associated factor 6 (gene scaf6). Bases 191 to 2566 code for a protein of 791 amino acids. Gene Ontology annotation, biological process: RNA processing; intracellular calcium ion homeostasis. Gene Ontology annotation, molecular function: RNA binding. The transcript has 8 exons. Gene Ontology annotation, cellular component: perinuclear region of cytoplasm. NCBI's taxonomy places the organism in Eukaryota, Metazoa, Arthropoda, Insecta, Hymenoptera, Formicidae. The record is from RefSeq and is a predicted model, not a curated record.
GCGAGGUUGUAGGGUUGUAAUGGCGACGUUUAGCGCGUUGUCCGGCCCGCCGUGAGUGAAUAAUGCACCACGAAACGGUGCUCCGUUUUUUAUGCACGGAGCGACAAUCGAGCGAGCGGACGGUAGUGUACGUAACGUUUUAACGGCGUAAUUUUAACAGAAUCAUCGACGAUCGAGCGUCCCCGUCACGAUGGACCAAGCACCCGCAGACACAGAAUUACGGAACAUCAUAGACAAACUGGCACAGUUUGUCGCUCGCAAUGGGCCAGAAUUCGAGCAGAUGACAAAGAAUAAGCAGAAGGACAACCCGAAGUUCGGUUUCCUGUUUGGUGGGGAGCACUUCAACUACUAUCAGUACAAAGUGACUACAGAGCAAGCCAUUUUAAAGCAAAAAGGAAUAAAUCCAAUGCAAAAUGCAGACCCACGUUUAAACGUUUCGCAGCAGCAGCAGCAAACAGCCGCAAACACCGUCUCGCAACCACUGAAUAACGUCAAUCUUGCGCCCGGUCUGAGUACGCAAAACAAUGGAAUAAAUCCGGUAGUCGGGAUCGGACCCCAGGUUGGAAGCCAGGCCGGUCCCGUUUUGCCUGGACAGAUCGGAGGACCGGGAAAUGCAGGAUCGUCGAUUGGACCGGUUUCCAGCGCCAUGGGAGGUGUGAAUCCACCGAUCACCGGAGUCGCGCAAGCGGUUAACAUCGCAGGCCCGCCCGCGUGGCUGCAGAAUGAGUUGGCGAAUCUACAGUCGCAGCAGACGACGUUGCAGGAACAAGUGAGACAAUCAGAACAGAACCUGGCUGCGCAGCAUGCUGCGUUAAUGGCACAACAGCAGGGACGGGUAGAGGAUGCUGUGAGGCAGGCACAGGAACAGGCUUUGCAAAACAAUGCGCAAAAUACAAACACGGACUUGGCUGCAUUUGACACUGUGUUACAACCGAUCAUUGAUAGCUGCACGAAGGAUAGUAUAAGCGCAGGAAAGGCCUGGAUACUUCAAAAUUCACUUACAUCGCAGAGUAAUCAAGUUAUUGCAGACCAUUUGUUAAAAAGAGUAAUUCAAGGGACGACCUUCAGCCAUAAAUUACAUAUUAUUUAUCUGGUGAAUGAUGUAUUGCAUCACUGUGCAAGAAAAAAGUCUGUGGAUCUUCGCAAAGCGAUGGAAAGUGUUGUUGUUCCCAUGUUCUGUAACACUUCACUAGCAGCUUCUGAAGAACAGCUUAAUAAGCUAAAUAAGCUUUUGAGUUUAUGGGAAUCAAAAAAUAAUUAUUUUGACGAAGGCAUCAUAGAUAAGUUAAAACAACCGAGCGCAUCCUGGUCAGAGUACCAAGCUAAUUUAGUAGCGCAACACGCUACCGCAAUUACUCCUAUUACAGCAUCAACGAAACAAACAUUUGAUAAUUAUCAAGCACAGCAUCAAGCAUUUGUCACUCAUGCAUUAAGACAGAUCCAGAAUAUCGAACAGCAAAAGAUGGCAAUAGAUCAGCAAUUGAAAGCUCCACCGCCACCACCUCCAAUGAGUCAGCAAAAUAUACCAAUACCUAGUCAUACUGGUCCAAACGCAAUAGGUACAGACGUGAAUUUCAGUCAACCACCGCCAGGAUGGGGUGUUCCUGCAAAUGAACCGCCACCAUUUAGCAAUGUCCCUUUGCCAGACUUCUCAAAGCCACCGCCAGGUUUUGGACCUACACCUGUUAUUCAUGAACCAUCUGUGGAGGAUUUGAUGCCCAGUAUGCCGUACUUCGAGCUUCCAGCGGGUUUAAUGGUACCUCUAAUAAAGUUAGAAGAUGGUGAAUAUAAACCAUUGGAUCCAGAUGCAAUAAGACUUCCACCACCAGCUCCACCGAGUGAUCGUUUAGUUGCAGCUGUAGAGGCAUUUUAUGCACCACCAAAUCAUGAUUCUCCUAGGGAUAGUGAUGGAUGGGAGAAAUUAGGAUUAUAUGAAUAUUACAAGGCGAAAAAUUCCUCUCGCAAACGUAAAGAAGAGGAUAUAGCUGCUGGUAUUAGGCAGAGAUCCAAAUCUCCAUCGCCAAUUUUACGGCCGAGAUCUAAAAGUCCUAGUCCGCCAAAGAAACGCUAUCGCAGCAAGUCACGCAGCAGAUCGCGUUCGCGAUCGCGAGGCAGAAGUAGAUCGAGAUCACCCGCUACUAAUCACAGACGCAACAGUCGCAACAGCAAUCACAUUAAUAGAAGUCGGAGGAGAAGAAAUAGUAAUAAAGAUCGUAGUCCUGAUAAGAGAAUGGAUAGGCAGGACAGAAGUCCAACUCCUCCCAGUUUUCUUGGCUCCACUUAUAGUAAAGUUCCACAAGAGAUUAGUCUAGACGAGAGCAAUAAAGGGCAUCAAUUACUCAAAAAAAUGGGUUGGAGUGGUGCUGGUCUUGGUGCGAACGAACAGGGCAUUGAAGCGCCCAUUUCAGGAGGCGAGAUUCGUGAUAAGAACGACCAAUACAAAGGAGUUGGAAUUAAUCUAAACGAUCCGUAUGAGACCUUCCGAAAAAACAAGGGUCAAGCGUUCAUCACCAGAAUGAAAGCUAGGGCAGAGGAACGAGCCGAAGAGAGAGGGGAACGCGAUUGAACAUUAACAAAAUAAAAAUUUCAAAUAUUUACGAUAUUUGUGAAUAAGUAUCUGGCAUGAGAUAUUAAGAACUUUCUCGUCCUGCAUUAGAAAUUCAUUCAUAAUUCCAAAAAAUUAUACU